This is a messenger RNA of Fulvia fulva, 372 nucleotides long. RefSeq lists its product as uncharacterized. NCBI's taxonomy places the organism in Eukaryota, Fungi, Ascomycota, Dothideomycetes, Mycosphaerellales, Mycosphaerellaceae. The record is from RefSeq and is a predicted model, not a curated record. The transcript has a single exon. Bases 1 to 372 code for a protein of 123 amino acids.
AUGAGGUCGCCGGAUGGGGUGCACGAUGUGGACGAGAUCAGGAAGCUUCGAGAUGGCGGUACUCGAGCGAUGCCGGAGGGAGACGUCAGCAAAGCGUUGAAGGAUCGCAUUUGUCCGUUCUGUGGUAAAAACUGCAAGCCCGGAAAGCUAGGUCCGCAUCUCGACCGCUUUGUCAAUCCAAAGAAAGGACGAAAGCUGAAGUCGCCGGACGGAGUGCACGAUGUGGAAGAGAUCAGGAAACUUAGAACCGGCCCCAAUCGUGAUUGGCGGAGUGCGACCUUCCAAAACCUGGUCGAAGAAAGGUUGCCAACCCCAGUCUCGAAUCCAAAUGAGACAGCACCAAUGGCGGCCAGCCCUCGUGGUCGGCCUUGA